CGCAUAGGAGGGAGGAAGUGAAAACUACCGACUUUCGUUUCCUUCGUGAAACUUAUUUUUACCUUGACGUUGUGCCUGGGAAAGGGGAAGUAAAUGUAGAUAUCAGAGGUGGGCUGAGUGUUUCUGUCUCAUCGGGUGGACAAAUUUCAGAAACACGAUGGAGGCAGCUGACGUGGCACCACUGCUCCCGGAUGAGCUUGAAGCACCUCCUAAUGCCGCCCUGAAUGAGCUGCUGAAUGUGGGGCAGGAAGCCGACAUGCAGGGUCAGGUGGAGGAGUUUCUGGCCCCGCAGGCAGAGUACAAUGAAGAGGAGGAGGAGAGGAAAUAUUACAGGAGGAAGAGGCUGGGAGUCAUUAAAAAUGUUCUUGCAGCCAGUUUAGGAGCCAUGAUUGUGUACAGUGUGUACAUGGGUCUCCUGCAGAUGCAGCUGAUUCUCCAUUAUGAUAUGACCUACCGGGAGGUGAAGUAUAGCAACCUUGGUUUGGAGGACAUUGACCGUAAGAUGCUGAUGGGCAUUAACGUCACUCCCAUCAUAGGCCUGCUGUACACCCCCAUACUUAUCAGGUUUCUAGGAACCAAGUGGAUGAUGUUCCUGGCUUCGGGAAUCUACGCACUCUUCGUCUCAACCAAUUACUGGGAGCGAUAUUACACCUUGGUUCCAUCAGCAGUAGCCAUUGGCGUGGCAAUUGUGCCAUUGUGGGCCUCCUUGGGAAGUUAUAUCACUAGGAUGGCCCAGCAGUACUAUGAAUAUGUCAACUACAAGGAGGAACACGUGCAGGAGCAGAAGAAGCUUCCUAAGGGGGCGUGCAACAGCUACAUCAUAGUUUUCCACUCAGUCUUUUAUAUCAUCUUCCAUCUGAGUUUGGUCUUUGCGGAGUUCCCCAUGUUUUUUGUCCUUAACGAUUACCUGCGUGAGAGCGACCACAUUCUCAGUAGUGUCACUUCCUGCGGAGCAAAUAUCAGUGGCGUGAUCCCCGGCUUCAACACCACCGUGCUGAAAAACCUGCCUGCCUCCAUGCUGCUUAUCAAGGUGGAAAGUGUCCUGAUGGGCUUCGCCUUCCUCGCAAUGAUCAUCUUCCUCGUGCUGUGUGGUGCUGCUUACCGUCCCACAGAAGAGAUUGACCUCCGCAGUAUCGGCUGGGGAAACAUCUUCCAGCUUCCUUUCAAACACCUGAGAGACUACCGGCUGCGACUGCUCUGCCCGUUCUUCAUCUACAGUGGACUUGAAAUGAUGUUUGCCAUCACUGGAUUCUCUUUGUCCUAUGGUGUGUGCGUUUUGGGUCUCAAAAAGCUGUGGCUCCUGAUAGUGGUAUACGGCCUCUCCUGCUCCAUAUUUUCCUCCCUCUCCCUUUGCCUCCUGCGCCUCCCGCGAUGGCUGUGCCUAAUCGGAGGUGCUUUUGUGCAUGGAGUGCUGCUGGUGGCUCUCAUGGCGUUCUCUCUAACGAAGAACCAACCAUCUUAUCAGGCCCCUCUGCUGGUUAUCUCUGUGCUGUGGGGACUUGGCACCGCCCUCAACAAGACGGGUGUCAGCAUUUUGGUUGGUAUGCUGUACUCUGAGGAUAAGGAACGUCUGGACUUUGUCUAUACUAUCUAUCACUGGUGGCAGGCCAUCGCGAUCUUCAUAGUCUACCUCUGGUCCCACCUGCCAAUGAGGGCCAAGCUCUCCAUCCUGUUGGCCACUUUGCUGCUGGCCUGUUACUGUUAUUGGUUGAUGGAGAGUCGGCUGGCCAUGAAAGUUCAAUACAGACUGCCUCGCAUCCCUCGCCCACGGCACAAGGUCAAAGGCUACCGUUACCUGGAAGAGGACAACUCAGACGAGUCUGACUCUGACAAGAGUGAGGAGGAUGAGGAAGAGGACAGGGGGAGUUUUGCAGGGGAGAUGGGAGCAGAUGACGGGGAGGAAGGAGACCAAGAAGUGGGGGCCCCCAGGGCUGACUCACCCGGAGCAAGGAGGAGAAUGGCUGGGGGUCAGCGACCCAGAGAGGAGGAUGCCAAUGUGCAGUAGGAAGAGGGGAAGGAGCGUCAUGGAGGGUAAGCGUGGAGAAAAAAGGAGCAGAAUCAGAGGAGAUGUCUGUCAGAUAUCAUACAGAAGAGGAAGUUAAUGCUGUUGUGUUUUUGUCCCCUCAUAUUCUCACAGAUAUUUAUACACAUAUAUGAAUCUUACAUAUUUUACCCAUCAAAGCUUUUUUACCUUUUUAAUAAUCAUCAUAACUGUGAUCCAGAAGAAAGGGUAAAAAACACAACAUUAUAUUGCAUUUUAAACAACAGGUAUGACAAUCUUAGAAGCACAUUUUGGAUAAAACAAGCUUAGAACUUGCAAAACAAACCAAAAAGUUUGUUCUGCAGUUUGUGGCUCAAUAAUUGAAUGUCUUAUAAUAACUAGUAGUUGUUGUUGUUGGGCUUUGCUAAGAAGGGAACAUAUUCUGUAACACUUUGGUAUUGAUUUUUAAAAGUAGAAUUUAUCAGACAUGAAAGAACUGAAAGAGACGGAGCACAAAUUAGUCAUUGAUUUUCUGAAUCCUCCUCAGGGUGACAUUGUUUGAAUGGAGUUGUUUUUAGAGAGUCCUGUUCAAUGUGAACAGGAUGAACAGACACGCAAUUUUCAGUCCUUGAUAUGAUACGCUACUCUCUAAAGAAAACCCACCGUGUAGCUUGAUGUAUCUCUUUGGAAGAGUGAAACAUCCUUUUUACAGAAAAUAUAAAUAAUAUGAAUGUAUGUCAAUACACAUAGCUCAUAAUGCAACAGGUACGGGCAGUCAGUCAAGUUCAAUGCUCGUGAGGUUUGCAAUUUGAAAACAUUUGCCACACGAAUCUGAAUAUGUGAAUUGUCUCAAUAGUGAACAUGCUAAUGUUAGCAUGCUAACAUGCUCAAAGUAACAAUGUUUAUAUGUUUAUAUAUUGGUCUAAAAUGUAUACCUUGCUAAUGUAGCGUGAUAGCAAGCUAAAGAAAAAGCGAAUUUUUCACAGUAAGCAAAAACAGCCAUGGCUGAUAAGGAUGUGUUUUUCAGAUAUUUACUUAUAAACCAAAGGUGUGGAUGAAUUUAAAUUGUAACCCUUAUAAGACAGAAAAAGGGGAAGGUUUCUAGAAAUUCAGUAGAUCACCUUAUUAAUGUAUAUAUUUUGACAAGAAAAUGAAAGUUUGUACAGAAUUAGUGGGGAAGCCAUCUGAGGGCUGAUUAAACAUUUCAUUUAAAUAUCCUGAAAAAAAGAAGGAAGCACCAAAGUGUUUAUGAUUCAUCACCCAGGGACCAUGAAUGUUUGGACAACAUGUAAUGCUAAUGAAUUUAUCCCAUUAGUGAUUUAUGAUACUUCUGUACCGAUGUAUAAAGUUGUUCUGCUAGAGGGGUCACCAAAAACUGUGUUUUUUAGCCAAAAGCUGGUACAGAUAAUGAUGCAUAAAAGGAACUAUGCCAGUCAGUGUCCACAUGCCCAUCAAAAGAAGCAUUGUGACAUUUUACUGAUAAUUAAAUUGUUUAAUUGAAUUGAGAGACUUUCCUGCUUUAAUGCACACUGACUCACUGUCACACUGUCAUUGCUGAUUGGGACACUCAUACAAAUCAGUCCAUCAUAAAUGUUGUUAGUACCUGUAUAUGACAAGUGAAAAUGUCGAUAGUAAAGGAUUUACAAGGUCUUUAGAUACUAGCUAUUGGAUCCAUUAUAGGGAAAAGAGGAAGGGGGGUUGGGGUCUGCAAAAAAGGUUCAAUUGUGUUACUGGCCAUUUUCUGAAAAAAGUCACCUUCUCUGGAAAUAACCUGACUUUAGCACUCUUGGUACUUUUUUAGUUUGUUGGUUUAAUUGGUUUGAUUCUUUCAUUCUGCUGGUUAGACGACAGUUGAAAUGUAUACUGUAGGUACUGUCCAUGACACGAGGUUAAGGGUUAGUUCACCUGUAGUUUAUUCUGUCAAAGUAUAAACAGAAGAAUCUUAGUUAAACUUGCUAUUAGAAAUAGGUCUAGGUUCUCUAGUGGACAUAAUGCAUUCCAUUUUUGCAAUGAAAAGACAUUUUCAGUAAACUGAUGCAAAAGCUAGAGGAUGUUGCACUGAUUUUUUGUAAAAUGAAACUUUGUUCUUCUGUCUUGAAGAAACACAUUAAACACAAUGUUAUUUUGAAGA
Messenger RNA from Labrus mixtus (cuckoo wrasse), 4112 nucleotides. It is a transcript of the gene unc93b1, whose product is annotated as unc-93 homolog B1, TLR signaling regulator. Gene Ontology annotation, biological process: toll-like receptor 3 signaling pathway; toll-like receptor 9 signaling pathway; toll-like receptor signaling pathway. The transcript has 13 exons. The coding region runs from base 158 to 2005 and encodes 615 amino acids. Gene Ontology annotation, cellular component: endosome; lysosome. Gene Ontology annotation, molecular function: Toll-like receptor binding. The record is from RefSeq and is a predicted model, not a curated record. NCBI's taxonomy places the organism in Eukaryota, Metazoa, Chordata, Actinopteri, Labriformes, Labridae.